AUGACCUCGGUGUGGAAGCGCUUGCAGCGCGUGGGCAAGCGGGCCGCCAAAUUCCAGUUUGUGGCCUGUUACCACGAACUGGUGGUGGAGUGCACCAAGAAAUGGCAACCGGAUAAGCUGGUGGUAGUGUGGACCCGGAGGAACCGACGGAUCUGCUCCAAGGCCCACAGCUGGCAGCCAGGCAUCCAGAACCCAUACCGGGGCACCGUGGUAUGGAUGGUACCUGAGAAUGUGGACAUCUCUGUGACCCUCUACCGGGACCCCCACGUGGAUCAGUAUGAGGCCAAAGAGUGGACGUUCAUCAUUGAAAAUGAGUCCAAGGGGCAGCGGAAGGUGCUGGCCACGGCCGAGGUGGACCUGGCCCGCCACGCGGGGCCCGUGCCUACCCAGGUCCCGCUGCGGCUGCGGCUGAAGCCCAAGUCAGUGAAGGUGGUACAGGCCGAGCUAAGCCUCACUCUGUCCGGGGUGCUGCUGCGGGAGGGCCGCGCCACGGAUGAUGACAUGCAGAGCCUUGCGAGCCUCAUGAGCAUGAAACCUAGUGACGUGGGCAACUUGGAUGACUUUGCCGAGAGUGAUGAGGAGGAGGCCAAUGGUCCAGGGGUCCCAGAGGCGCGGGCACGUGGCCCCCAGCCAGAGACCCCUCGGGAGCUGAAGACACUUUGUGAGGAGGAGGAGGAGGGCCGAUUGCAGCCCCGGCAGGCAGCUGCCAGCCCUUCUAGUGCUGAGGAUACCAGCCCAGCCCCUGUGAGUGCCUCUGCGCCACCAGCCAGGGCCUCCCGGGGCCAGGGCUCAGAACCAGCUACUGUAGCAGGGGGCCAGGUGGGGCUCAAGGUCCCAAGGCCCCCCGGAACCCCGCCGGAGACAAGGUCCUCAAGACAGCCAGGCCAGGACGUGGUCCCCACUCCGGCCCCUAGGCUCCGGAAAGGCUCUGAUGCCCCCUGGCCCCCAGUCCACCAAGGAGAGGAUGAGGCCCCCAAAGCCUCCGGGGUUCCCCCAGCAGGAGUGGAUUCUGCUGUGGAGACCCAGGCUUGGGCAAGCCCUCAGGAAGGGACAGAGGCCCAGGGAGCGGGGCUGGGCCCAGGCAUUGAGAACAGAGACUCCAGCAACUCUUUGGAAGGGCAGAAACCCAAGGCUGAGGAGGGGGGCACUGGAGACAGGGCAGAGGCUAGUGGGGUGGACACUGAGCCUGGGUCAGGAGUCAGAGAGGUGAACAGCAAGAGGUCAGCGGUCAGAGCUGGGGAGGCUGAAGAGAGUUUAGAAAUCGGUCACGUGGAUGCAGAGCAGAGGUCAAAGGUGAAACCUGUGGACACUAAUGGACCAGAGGCCACAGAGGUGACAUCUGAGGCAAGAUUCAAGGGGACUCCUGAGGCUCCUCCAAGGGGCUCUCAGGGGAGGACGGGGGUCAAGACCAGGGAUGAAGCUCCCACAGUCCUGAGCCCAAUGCCAGCAGAUCCUGCAGGGCAUUCCGGGCAUCUGGGUGACCUCAAGGCGGCCAGGGCUGCUGCAGGCCAGGAGAGAGAGUGUGCAGAGGUGAGGGGCAGAGACCCUGGUGUUGGGGGGACAGGCCUGGAGCAGGGACCCUCUGCUGGAGCAGCAAGCGCUGGGCCCCAGGUGAGCCGGUACCAGGGGGUCCCACCAGCAGCUGAACAAGGGGUGGUGUCCAGGGAUCUGAGGGUCUGGGAGGUAGAAACUGGGGAUUCGAGGGUCCUGGGAACAGAGACCGGGGUGGCAGAGUCAGAGUUAUUGGGGACCCAGGAGAUCUCAGGGUCCCCAGAGAUAGUGUCUGAGGCAGUAGAAGCAAAGACACUGGGGACCCAGGAGACAGAGGCAGUGAGAUUGGGGAUCCUGGAGUCAGAGGCUGCUGAGAUGGCAGGGUCUGAGGAUCUCAGGACCCAGAAAACAGGGGUAAGCAUUUCAGGGGCCUCAGGGACAGAGGGUGGGAUGGCAGAGUGUAAGGCAUUGGGGACCCAGGAAACAGAGGCUGGGGGUUCAGAAGUUCUGGGGACAAAGACUAGGAUGUUGGAAACUGAGAUAUUAGGGACCCAGGAGAUAUCUGGGUGCUCAGGGAUACUGAGAAGAGAAGCUGAGAUAGCAGAGUCUGGAAUACUUGGGGCUCAGGACACAGAAGUGGGGUGUUCAGGGGUCUCAGAGAUAAAAUCCAACAUAAGAGGGAGCCAGGAGACAGAGGUAGGGGGUUCAGGGGUCCCAGGGACAGAGACUGAAGUAGCAGAAGCUGAGAUACUAGAGAUUCAGGAGAUCGAAGCUGGGAAGGUAGGGGACUUAGGGGCCCCGGGGAUGGAGACUGAGACCCUGAGGACCCAGGAGACAGAGGUAGGGGACUUAGGGGCCCCAGAGAUGGAGACUGAGACAUUGGGGACCCAGGAGACAGAGGUAGGGGGCUCAGGGGCCCCAGAGAUGGAGACUGAGACCCUGAGGACCCAGGAGACAGAGGUAGGGGACUUAGGGGACCCGGGGAUGGAGACUGAGACACUGGGGACUCAGGAGACAGAGGUAGGGGACUUAGGGGCCCCGGGGAUGGAGACUGAGACACUGGGGACUCAGGAGACAGAGGUAGGAGAUUCAGGGUCCUCAGGGUCAGAAGCUGGAAUGGCAGAGGCUGAGGCACUAGGGAGUCAACAGACAGGAACUACAGUUUUAGAGGCUGAGAAGGGAAAAGUUCGGACUUCCGGGGUCCAGGAGGCAGAGACUGGACCUGGGGAGACCUUCAAAUAUAUAGGGGUCCCAGUCAUAAAGCAUGAAGUUUUAGGAUCCCAGGGAGCAGAGGCAGAAACUACAGUUUCAAGGGGCCAGGAGGUGGAGACUGGGAAUUGGGGAGUUUCAGAGGCCAAGUCUGGGGUUUGGGGGGCCAAGGAAGGAGAGAUGGAAGUUUCAGGGACUUCAGAGAACCCAUCUGGUAUUUUUGAGGCCCAGGAAGCAGAGGCUGGGGUCUCAGGAGCCGAGAAGGGAAAAGAAGCUGAGGGAAACCUCCCAGAGGCCAGCCUGAUGGAGGUGCAGGUGGCCAGUGGGGCAGGGGCUGGGGUGUCCAGGCCCUCCGGGGCCUCUUCCCCAGAGGAGCCUGAAGAGGACAGGAGGCUGCCGGGCAGCCAGGCACCACCUGCCCAGGUCAGCUUCAGCCAGUCCCUGCUAGAGUGGUGCCAGGAAGUCACCGCCGGCUACCGUGGCGUGCGCAUCACCAACUUCACCACGUCCUGGCGCAACGGUUUGGCCUUCUGUGCCAUCCUGCACCGAUUCUACCCAGACAAGAUAGACUUUGCCUCCCUUGACCCCCUGAACAUCAAACAGAACAACAAGCAGGCCUUCGAUGGCUUCGCGGCCCUGGGCGUGUCGCGGCUGCUGGAGCCGGCGGACAUGGUGCUGCUGUCGGUGCCCGACAAGCUGAUUGUCAUGACGUACCUGUGCCAGAUCCGCGCCUUCUGCACGGGGCAGGAGCUGCAGCUGGUGCAGCUGGAGGGCGGCGGCGGCGCGGGCACGUACCGCGUGGCCAGCGCCCAGCCGAGCCCGCCCGACGACCUGGACACCGGGGGCCUGGCGCAGCGGCUGCGCGAGCACCGGGCCGAGGCGCCCCAGCAGCCCCAGGAGGCCGCGACCCGCGUGGACGGGGCGGCCCCUGAGGCGGCCACCAAGGACCGCGGGGCCGUAGCCGCCCAGGAGGCGCGCUCCGCCGAGGCCCCGGCCGACGGCCCCGGAGCCCGGGCGCCCGUGCCCCCGGCAGAGGGGCUGGUGAACGGGGUCGGGGCGCCGGGCGGCGUGAGGCUGCGGCGGCCGUCGGUCAACGCGGAGGCCGGGCCGGUGCCUCCGCCCCGCGCGCACGGCUCCUUCUCGCACGUGCGCGACGCCGACCUGCUGAAGAAGAGGCGCUCGCGGCUCCGGAACAGCAGCUCCUUCUCCGGGGACGAGCCCGACUCGGGAGCGGCGGGAGCGGCGGCGGAAGGCGCGCGCCCUGACCCCAGCCCUGCCCCUGGCCUUCCCGCAGCCUCAGCCCCACAGCAGCCCUCUGGUGGGACACCUCCUUCGGAAGAACCGCCCCCAAGCCCAGGGGAGGAUGCUGGGCUGCAACGGUUCCAGGACACAAGUCAGUACGUGUGCGCGGAGCUUCAGGCCUUGGAACAGGAACAGAGGCAGAUAGACGGGCGGGCAUCCGAGGUGGAGAAGCAGCUAAGGAGCCUCAUGGAGUCAGGUACUGACAGGCUGCAGGAGGAGGUACUGAUCCAGGAGUGGUUCACUCUGGUCAACAAGAAGAACGCUCUCAUCCGCAGGCAGGACCAGCUGCAGCUGCUCAUCGAAGAGCAGGACUUGGAGCGGAGAUUUGAGCUGCUGAGCCGGGAGCUACGGGCGAUGCUGGCCAUUGAAGACUGGCUGAAAACGGCUGCGCAGCAGCGCCGAGAGCAACUCCUGCUGGAGGAGCUGGUGUCGCUGGUGAACCAGCGAGACGAGCUGGUCCGGGACCUGGACCAGAAGGAGCGGACCGCCCUGGAGGAGGAUGAGCGCCUGGAGCGCGGCCUGGAGCAGCGGCGCCGCAAGCUGAGCCGGCAGUUGAACCGGCGCGAACGCUGCGUGCUGAGCUGA
Rangifer tarandus platyrhynchus (Svalbard reindeer) is the source of this 4587-nucleotide messenger RNA. The record is from the annotation of a GenBank genome assembly. NCBI's taxonomy places the organism in Eukaryota, Metazoa, Chordata, Mammalia, Artiodactyla, Cervidae.